AUGGAUGAAAGCAAUCUCAAGGAUGUUGAAAUGUCGACCGAGAAGAAGUCGGACCCCGAGGGCCAUGGGGAGGAAAGACAAGAGCCUGAAUAUCCUACACUCGCCAAAUUAAUGAUCAUCCUUUCAGCUCUCUAUCUCGCUGUGUUCUUGGUAGCAUUGGAUCAAACUAUCAUCGGCGUCGCAAUUCCUAAGAUCACGGACCAAUUCAAAAGUAUCUCAGAUAUCGCCUGGUAUGGGAGCGCCUAUUUCCUGACAUCGACAGCUCUUCAACCCUCAUUUGGCCGCAUAUACAAAGUUUUUAGCGUCAAAUGGGGUUUCUUAGCUGCCAUUGUCAUCUUCGAAAUCGGGUCCUUAAUAUGUGCAGUUGCCCCAUCCAGUACAGUCUUGAUUGUUGGACGCGCCAUCGCAGGAAUUGGUGUCGCGGGAAUCUUCUCCGGGGCAAUGGUCAUUAUAUCCAUGACAGUUCCAUUACCCAAGCGACCACUUGUUUUCGGCAUGUUUGGCAUGGUAUGGGGUAUUGCAUCGAUAGCAGGGCCAUUACUCGGUGGCGCGUUUACUGAUGGGAUAUCCUGGCGAUGGUGCUUUUAUAUCAAUCUCCCCAUUGGGGGUCUGUCUAUCGCUGUCAUUCUCUUCAUUCUCCGACUUCCUGACAGGAAUGAGUUCUCGGGAACUUCGAUAGCAACUAGACUUCGACAGCUGGAUAUCAUUGGAGCUAGUCUUCUCAUUCCAGCCAUUGUUUGUCUAUUGCUUGCUCUUCAAUGGGGUGGGAAUCAAUAUCCUUGGAACAACUCCAAGAUAAUCGGCUUAUUUGUCGGAUUCGGCUUGCUAGUUCUACUUUUCAUUGCAUCGCAAGUGUAUCUUCGUGAGAAGGCCACAUUGCCACCCCACAUCCUUAAGAAAAGAACCGUGGCUUUUUCAGCACUAUUUGCCCUCUUCUUCGGCGGCGGCUUCUUCUUGUUGGUUUACUAUGUACCAAUCUUCUUCCAAAGUGUGAAAAAUUCCUCUGCUAUGAAAUCCGGAAUUCAGCUUCUUCCCCUUAUGCUUGCGACGGUUGUCUCCUCCGUGGUUGUGGGAGGUCUGGUGACAGUGGCAGGCUACUAUACUCCAUUUUUAAUCGGAAGCACCGCAAUCGCUGCGAUUGGAACAGGCUUAAUCACAACAUUUAAUGUCGAUAUCUCCACAUCAAAAUGGAUUGGAUAUCAGAUAUUAGUUGGUGCAGGAGUUGGAGCUGGCUUUCAAAUCCCAAUGACUGCUGUACAGACUGUUCUCGAACCAGAGGAUAUCCCGGUCGGAACAGCAAUUGUCAUGUUUUUCCAAACUUUGGGAGGCGCCCUGUUCCUUGCAGUUGGACAAUCCGUCUUCCAAAACGGCUUAAUUGAUGGAAUCCAUAAAUAUGCGCCCGAAAUCGAUCCCGCGGUGAUUGUGGGUGCCGGUGCAACAGAGAUGCGGCACACACUCACGACUUUAGGUCAACUUGACCAGCUAGAUGGAGUCGUCCGCGCAUACAUGUCAGGUCUUCAAGAUGCAUACCGCGUAAGCCUUGCCAUUAUGAUUUUAGCUUUUCUGUCGAGCUGUUUUCUGGAGUUCAAGAGUGUGAAAAAGGCAGACCAGGAACGGAAGGGUGAGCUGGCGAUACCAGCGCUAUGA
Molecule: messenger RNA, 1647 nt
Organism: Penicillium malachiteum
Lineage: Eukaryota; Fungi; Ascomycota; Eurotiomycetes; Eurotiales; Aspergillaceae
Product: MDR family MFS transporter
Exons: 2
Coding region: 1-1647 (548 amino acids)
Biological process (GO): transmembrane transport
Molecular function (GO): transmembrane transporter activity
Source: RefSeq, a predicted model, not a curated record